UCUGUUAGGGUGGUGUGUAGUAUAUAUACUGAGGCACGAGUGAAUGUGAAGAGACCCAACAAAGAUUAUACAAUCGCGAGAGGCUUCUCUGUCUAGUUGUGAAACAGAAGAAAGAAUCAAUCUUUCGUCAAUGGAGCCUGACGUGGUGGAGAUCGCUCCUCCUCUGUUCCCUUCUGGUUCGAGAACUCGUAAACCUAGAAAGGCUGGAAUUCCUGAAGUGAUCGAUGUGGAACACUAUGAGUUUCGCAAUGGUGGUCUUGUUAGUAAUAACAACAAUGCUAACCUUGUCGAUAAGAAGAACAAAGGGAAGUCUAUACAAGACGGCUCCUUUUAUGAUCAUUUGGCUGAUGAAGAAGUGGUGAUGUCUACUACUCACCCUUGGGGGUUUCCGAGUUCUAGCAGCAAGAGAUCAAGAAGAAGCAGUUCUAGACCUUUUAAUCGUGACGCUUCCGCUAGCUCUUCUCGUCCUAGAGCUGCUGUGGAGGUUGUUGUUUCUUCAGCCCAGGCUAACUUUCUGCGGGACUUUAAAAGAUUUGACACUGUUGAUAAUUUCUCACAACAUCACUAUGCUUCUCAGGGGAACGCUUCAAAGCAGCACUCAAGGACUUGGGUGAAAAAGGUUCAAGCAGACUGGAAGAUUCUUGAGAAUGAUUUGCCAGAGGCAAUAUCUGUGAGAGCCUGUGAAUCAAGAAUGGAUCUUAUGAGAGCUGUAAUUGUUGGAGCAGAGGGGACUCCUUACCAUGACGGUGUUUUCUUUUUCGACAUUCACUUCCCUGACACCUAUCCUUCAGUGCCACCAAUGGUUCAUUACCAUUCUGGUGGGCUUAGAAUCAACCCAAAUCUAUACAACUGUGGUAAAGUAUGCUUGAGUCUUCUCGGUACCUGGAAUGGUAACGCUAGGGAGCAAUGGCUACCACAGGAGUCCACAAUGUUACAGCUUCUCGUCUCAAUCCAAGCACUCAUCUUGAAUCAAAAGCCUUACUUUAACGAACCUGCCUACGGGAGGACCAAGGGGACUCCAUCAGGCGAGGCUCAUUCCAAAUUUUACAGUGAGAACGUAUACGUUUUGUCGUUGAGGACAAUGGUUUACAGCAUGAGAAAACCACCCAAGCACUUUGAAGAGUUUGUUCGUAGCCAUUACUUUGAGCGGGCUCACGAUAUAGUGAAAGCGAGCAAUGCUUAUAUAGAUGGAGCUCCUGUUGGUUCUAUAGUUAAAGGCGGUGUUCAAGACAUUGAAGAAAGUAGCGAGAGUGGGUCCAUGAAGUUUAGGACCGAAGUGGCUACCUUUAUGAAGACAGUUGUGGAAGAGUUGGUUAAGUUAGGAGUGAAGGAGCUCGACGAUAAACUGAAACCACCACCUAACGCAGAGAGCAGUAACAAGUCAAACUGUAAGAGAAGCAGAUCAUCGAGGUUGAGUCUUUAUAUUUAUUGUUUUGUUGUUGUUGGUUAUUUGGUGGUAACAUCAAAAAACUUCUCUCGAAUAUUGGACGCUACCUCUCAUCUAACACGGACGGAGUAGAGAA
Messenger RNA from Brassica oleracea var. oleracea, 1523 nucleotides. Its product is annotated as putative ubiquitin-conjugating enzyme E2 38. The record is from RefSeq and is a predicted model, not a curated record. The transcript is spliced from 7 exons. Gene Ontology annotation, molecular function: ubiquitin conjugating enzyme activity. Lineage: Eukaryota; Viridiplantae; Streptophyta; Magnoliopsida; Brassicales; Brassicaceae. The coding region runs from base 131 to 1519 and encodes 462 amino acids.